Molecule: messenger RNA, 762 nt
Organism: Triplophysa rosa
Lineage: Eukaryota; Metazoa; Chordata; Actinopteri; Cypriniformes; Nemacheilidae
Gene: polr2i
Product: RNA polymerase II subunit I
Exons: 6
Coding region: 88-468 (126 amino acids)
Biological process (GO): maintenance of transcriptional fidelity during transcription elongation by RNA polymerase II; transcription initiation at RNA polymerase II promoter; transcription-coupled nucleotide-excision repair
Cellular component (GO): RNA polymerase II, core complex
Molecular function (GO): DNA-directed RNA polymerase activity; nucleic acid binding; zinc ion binding
Source: RefSeq, a predicted model, not a curated record
GCGCACAACGCAUUGUUUCCAGUCGUUUCGACCGAGUAAGAGGAUUUGUCUUUGUUAUCAGCCGUAAAGUGCUAUAAAAACUUUAAGAUGGAGUUAGAAGGUGGCACGUAUGGGCCUGGGUUUGUGGGCAUUAGAUUCUGUCAAGAGUGUAAUAACAUGUUGUAUCCUAAAGAGGAUAAAGAAAAUCGCAUUCUGCUCUACGCUUGCAGGAAUUGUGACUAUCAACAGGAAGCUGACAACAGUUGCAUUUAUGUGAACAAAAUCACCCAUGAGGUUGAUGAACUCACACAGAUUAUUGCAGAUGUUGCCCAGGAUCCAACAUUGCCCAGGACAGAGGACCAUCCGUGCCCCAAGUGUGGCCAUAAGGAGGCAGUGUUCUUCCAGUCUCACAGUAUGAAAGCUGAGGAUGCCAUGAGGCUUUACUAUGUCUGCACUGCUCCACACUGUGGCCACAGAUGGACAGAGUGAGAAGAUAAAGCAGAGAAUGACAAAAGCAAACUGCUGGAUGUUAAAGGGUGGGGCAUGGUGUGCUUUUGUGUCACUGUUAUUCCAUUCCAGAACAAGUUUAGACAUACAUUUAAAGUCUGAAUGUAUUUGAUCGGUAACCCAAAUGUGUUUCUAAUGCAUUUAUAAAAUAUAUGUUGGUUUUUAUGUUUUGCUUAUCCUUUUGAGCAACAUAUUUCUAACAACAAAUGUCAGCAUGCAUUGGGAGACUCAUCCUUUUCCCAGUUUGUUUAUAGUUGGUAAUUUUAAAAUAGUGUA